Molecule: messenger RNA, 459 nt
Organism: Microthlaspi erraticum
Lineage: Eukaryota; Viridiplantae; Streptophyta; Magnoliopsida; Brassicales; Brassicaceae
Source: the annotation of a GenBank genome assembly
AUGGCGUCUGUGCAAUAUGGUUUUGAUCAAAGCAUGGAGAUUUUCAACGAUGAUCUAAUGAUCAUGUCGUUUCUGGAAGAAGAAUCUCCUGUGGAAAAUCAUAUAACCAACAACGAAGAAGAUGAAGAGAAAUUAAACCGCGUGAUUAGAUCACUAGAAGUGGAGAUCAACGCGAGCUCUCCAGCUAUAGAAUUUCGGAAAGUGGAUGUGCAACAGGAAAAAUCCGUUCUUGAAGAUGAUUUCCGGUGGCUUACCGACUUUGAUACUGGUGUGAUUUCGUCGCAAGAUGAUGAUGAGAUGAUGAAUUGGUGUACGGAACUUUCUUACAUGGAUGGUGUGGAUAGUAGUGUUCUUGAGAUUGAAGUUGGCGACUAUUAUUCUCAUAUUAACUAUGGAAUUGCAUUUGAGGAGCCAACUCUUUCUCUGUGGCAAGAGAAUAACGAUGUAGUUAUGUAUUGA